AUGAACACCCUCCCAAAGGACCACCCAUCCACUGAAAACGCAAAGACCGACACCUGUCCCGUCACAAACGCCAAACUCUCCCACCACAAGGAUGUCGUACACUCGCACCCAAAGGUCGCUGAUGGCGCCACCGAGAAGGAUUGUCCCGUCCUGUCAAAAGCCGCCGAAGACAAGGUUUGUCCUGUUGUGGGAACGGCUAGUAAGGCAUUGCCACCCAACCAUCCAUCCACGGCGGAUGCCAAGGAAGGUGAAGUGUGUCCUGUAACGCAGGCAACAGCAUCGCACCACAAGGAUGUCAUGCAUGACCACCCUGCUGUGGCAAAAGACGCGUCAGCCAAGCAGUGCCCUGUUGCUGGAAAGAAGGGCGCAUCGGAAUUGACGCGCGAGCGUGACGACAAUGAGGAAGAGGUGGAAGGUGAGAAUGGUAAGAAGGCAAAGAAGCAAAAGACUCAGAAGGACGGCGCUGCUUCUUGUCCUGUAACGGGUUCUGAAAUGAAGACGUUGCCUGCUGAUCACCCGGCACUGGAGGAUGGCAAGACGUGCCCCAAGACUGGUGCCACCAAGGAACAUCACGCAGAUGUCGUUCACGAGCACUCAAAAGUCAGCAAGGACGCGUCAGAGAAGGACUGCCCCGUGGCGAGCAAGAAGGAUCAAUCCAAGACCGAGCAAAAGGAGAAUGGUCAAUGCCCUGUGACCGGCAGCUCGGUCCACACACUGCCACCUGACCACCCAUCGACUGAAGAUGCAAAGGAAGGUGCAGAGUGUCCUGUGACCAAGGCGACAGUCAGUCACCACAAGGAGGUCGUGCACGAGCACCCAAAAGUAUCCAAGGACGCCUCGAAGGAGGACUGUCCUGUUGCCUCCAAGUAG
Protomyces lactucae-debilis is the source of this 870-nucleotide messenger RNA. RefSeq lists its product as uncharacterized. The coding region runs from base 1 to 870 and encodes 289 amino acids. NCBI's taxonomy places the organism in Eukaryota, Fungi, Ascomycota, Taphrinomycetes, Taphrinales, Protomycetaceae. The record is from RefSeq and is a predicted model, not a curated record. The transcript has a single exon.